AUGCGAAAACAACCAAUGGAUGUUGAUGAUUCAACAAAUCCUCGAAAUACUUUAGAUCAUGGACAUAGUACAUUCAAUCGGUAUGCAACAAAAAAAACUUUGGCUAAUAGUAGUUUUGAAAUAGCAUUACUUGUAACAAAUGCUGUUCAAUUAAAAACACUUCUUGGAAAUAAAACAACUCAAGAUGCACUUUGGUACGUUGGUCUUUCGCUUGUUUGUGUAUCAUUAUUUAUUCAAGUUAUAAAUGCAUGUAUUUUGGUUUUAAUGGGUACUGAUGAUAUAUCAAAAGAACGUCGACAACAUCGUUUAAUAUCAUUAAAUAAUUUUUCACUUAUUUUAUCUGUACUACUAGCGAUUGUAAAUGUUGUACUUAAUAUAAUCGUUGCUGUUGAUCCACAAAUUUUAGCAACAACAAUAAAUGCAACUAAAUUACCUUAA
Adineta steineri is the source of this 438-nucleotide messenger RNA. The record is from the annotation of a GenBank genome assembly. NCBI's taxonomy places the organism in Eukaryota, Metazoa, Rotifera, Eurotatoria, Adinetida, Adinetidae.